Messenger RNA from Oryza brachyantha (malo sina), 1146 nucleotides. RefSeq lists its product as uncharacterized. The transcript has 7 exons. The record is from RefSeq and is a predicted model, not a curated record. Bases 251 to 718 code for a protein of 155 amino acids. NCBI's taxonomy places the organism in Eukaryota, Viridiplantae, Streptophyta, Magnoliopsida, Poales, Poaceae.
CUCCGGCUUCAUUCCAGCGAGCAGAGCUCAGCUCCUCACUCCUCUCCCCGCGCUCUGCUCAUCUUUUGCGCCAUUCCAUCGGGAGCUACCAGCAGCAGCAGCAGCAGCAGCAAGGAAAUCAAGUGGAGCGUGGAAAGCAAGGAAACCGCACAGAAGUGGAGAGAACUCACGAUCCAUAUCAAUCUUGAGGGAAAGUCAGUGAAAAGUUAACGUGUUGCACGUUUCACGUUCUCUGUGGGGCAAACUUUUUAUGGAGGAAGGCUCACUGCAGGGCCAGAUGACAAGCAUGGACAAGGCAGCAAAUGUGGUAUUGGAUAUUGAAGGUCUGCCUCAACAACCUGAUAAAUGCUGCACUGGAAGUCCAAAAAUGACUAGAGCCCUGUCUCGCAAGGGCUCAAAUCGCAUGGAAAGGAGGAGCGGUGAAGAGCAGGAGCAGGAUGACUUGGUGAAAAAACUUAUCAUUAAAGUUGUACCUUCUCAGUUGGAGCAGCUUAAGAUGCCGCUGGUACAGAACAAAUUGGUCGCUCCACAAUCACAAUGUGCGGCCUGUGCACCUAUUCUAACCGACUCCGGGGAAGGAAGGAACAAGAAGUUUAAUCGACUCACUUCGAUUCACCCGCGGAAAAUUCUACUCUUCUUUGCAACUCUAUCGAGUGUGGGAACGAUGAUACUGAUAUACUUCACGCUCGCCAUUAACGGUGGCAAAGCAGAGGCUUAGUCGUUUCAGUGGAGUGCAACACUUGCGACAUCGGUUUCUCAGGAGUGCAUUUCAUAGCUGGACUUUUCCUUCUCGUUAUCAGAUUUCGGUUUGUUGGGGAGAACUGAAUUCAGGAUGAAGCAAGCAAGCAACUGGCAGCAGCAAUGAUGCAGCCAGGCUCUCGUGCCUGACACAGUGCUGGGAGUGUGUUGCUCAGUGGCUAGCUCCAUGGUCACCUCUGCCUGAUCUGAUCUGAUCUGAUCUCCCGGAAUUCUUUUGAUCUGUACAUGUAAAUUGCUGUUAGGCCUUUGUGAGAGGUAGAAAGAGAGGGAUCCAUUGGAUUGUUGCGAGUGUAACUGAGCUUGGGGCGAGCUAUCCAUUUCUGCCAUGCGAGUCCCGGCUUAGCUGUAAAAGAUCUGAAACGAAUAAUUAUGCCUUGUGGAGUUGCA